ACCGUCAGAGGUGAGGAGAGUUAAUUUUACAUUGACUCUGCAGCUUGAAUAAGCUGAUGCUCUCCAGGACCAUUACCAGGCAUACAGAUCAGAGCUGGGGAAACCUGGGAGAACAGCUAGAGACAUAUUCCGAGACCGUCAGUGGAAGUCAGAACCUAAUAGCUAAAUGGAGUUGGAUAUUUGUAUUUCAGAGUUUAAAAGACAUUGAGGAGGAUUGGAGAUCUCCCGCUUGCUCCAUAGAAAGGAUUUGAUGGAUUUUACCAUGACUUCGGAAGCUGCUGUUUGGGUAUCCAAAGGUGCUGAGAGUCAUGAAAAUGUCUGACAUGGGAUAAAAGCAGAGCGACAGCUUUCAAACUUGAAGUCCAUAACCUGCCAUGACCUGAGCAGUAGUAAAGAUGCCAGGGGGGGAGUACCAGGUGUCCACCAGGAGGAGGACUCUCCACAGCCGCUAUAGCCUGUCAGUCAGCUCAUUAGGUCGGCAGGAUGAGGAGGAGGAUACCCCGCCACCAUGCCUCAGCCCUCUGGAGAAGCUCACCACCAAAAUGUGUCAGGAUGAGCAGACCAUCCAGGAGCUGAUCGUGGGCCGUAGGAUUGGCUUCUACAAGGUCCGAGGUGAGAUCGGCUCUGGAACCUUCUCCCACGUCAAAAUGGCCUUCCACUCCCUCACCAAAGGCAAGGGCCACAUUGCUGACCGUGCAAAAUACAAGGUGGCCAUCAAGGUGCUGGAUAAGAUGCGGCUGGAUGUUCAGGCCCAGAGGCUGCUCUCCAGGGAGAUCUCCAGCAUGGAGGCCCUGCAGCAUGCCAAUGUGGUGCGUCUGUACGAGGUGGUGGAGUCACACAGCCGACUCUACCUGGUGCUGGAGUAUGCCGGGGGAGGGGACCUCCACACACACAUCUGCUCUGAUGGCAAGCUGUCAGAAGCCGAGGCCAAGAUCACCUUCGCACAAAUCCUAUCCGCCAUCAAACACAUGCACGACAAAAACAUAAUCCACCGGGACCUGAAGGCUGAGAAUGUACUGUACACCUGUAAUGGCUGUGUGAAGGUGGCUGACUUUGGCUUCAGCACCAGGGUCACCAACUGCAGUGACACCCUGGACACCUUUUGUGGCUCUCCCCCCUAUGCCGCGCCUGAACUCUUCAGGGACGAGUGCUAUGUGGGGCCGCCAGUGGACGUAUGGGCCAUGGGCGUCCUGCUCUUCUUCAUGGUGACUGGCACCAUGCCCUUCCGAGCCGAAACCAUGGGCAAGCUGAGGCUCGCUGUUAUAGAGGGAGUCUACACCCUCCCACCCUGGCUGCCAGGCCCAUGCCAGCGGCUGAUUCGGGGCAUCCUGAAGCCUGUGCCAGUGGAACGCUAUGCGGUGGACCAGAUGCUGGGUUGUGACUGGCUGCUCCCUGUGGAAUACCCAUGGACUGUGGUGCCACCGGUCCCCCUCAACCCUCUGCGCCUGGCGGAUGCAGAGCCUGGGGAGCUGGAUGAGGAGGAGGAGGAGAUCAGGGCCUCCCUGGAGGAGCUGGGUGUCAACAUGGAACACAUACGCAACAAUGAGGGCAAGGACAGCCGCAGCCCCAUCACCGGACUUUACCGCAUCCUCUUACACCGUGCCCAGAAAAGGCGUGGCGCUGAGACUGUGCCUGUGGUCGGAGGGUUGGUCCGGGACCCUAAAAGAGAGGGCCUCCGAGCUUACAGAAGUCUGAUGCACUCCUCCAGGUUAUGUGUCCUUCAGUAAGUGACCAGCCUGGACGUGGGUCCUUGUUAACCUGCUUUAAUCCAUUGAAAAUUCACUCAGGGUCAUACAGCUACAAAUGUUUUAUUGCACUUUGGGAUGAAAGUGAAAAUGUGUUUUGUGUGAAUGUAACACAGGAACCUCUGUAGAUUAACAGUUGUGGUAACACACAGAUACUGAAACAUUGGACUGCUGGUCAUGAUGUCUCUAACAAAGUAAAAUUGUUAUUGGUAAUCUUUUGUGAAGCUGAAAUAGAGAUGUAAAAGUGCCUGAUGAAAUAAUGAGUCCCGUCAAAAUGAAUUUAAGAAGCACCCUUUUUAGUAUAGAAGUGAUACUUAUGGGGGCCUCCCGGGUGAUGCAGUGGUGAAGGGCACUGUACUGCAGCGCCAGCUGUGCCACCAGAGACCCUGGGUUCGCGCCCAGGCUCUGUCAUAACCGGCCGCGACCGGGAGGUCCCUGGGGCAACGCACAAUUGGCCUAGCGUCGUCCGGGUU
Messenger RNA from Oncorhynchus gorbuscha (pink salmon), 2218 nucleotides. RefSeq names its product serine/threonine-protein kinase NIM1-like. Gene Ontology annotation, molecular function: protein serine/threonine kinase activity; ATP binding; tau-protein kinase activity. Gene Ontology annotation, cellular component: cytoplasm. Gene Ontology annotation, biological process: protein phosphorylation; microtubule cytoskeleton organization; intracellular signal transduction. The coding region runs from base 396 to 1727 and encodes 443 amino acids. The record is from RefSeq and is a predicted model, not a curated record. The transcript has 4 exons. NCBI's taxonomy places the organism in Eukaryota, Metazoa, Chordata, Actinopteri, Salmoniformes, Salmonidae.